AUGGCAAUUGUUUCAUUGGCGGAAGAUGUUGAUCUCCUUUUGAACAUUUGUCCAGGUGAUUGGUCAUGCCGUUUGGAUGAUCCCAAUUCUUAUUUAAAACUUACUCCGCCAAAAUUCGAUCCACAUAUCUAUGAAUAUAACAUUUACAUUACUGACAAAUAUCCAUUCUACCAUCGAACCAAUCCGGUGACUGCUGAAAUCUUUAUCCGCAUGAAUGUUUCACAUGGAUUUCAAGAUUCAGUCAUCGCCAAGAGUGUCUUAUAUGAUGCUCUCGGAAAACAUAUUCUUAUAAUGACGGACUUUGCAUAUAGUUCUGACGAGAUGAUGCUGAUGUCAGCACUAUUAUGGAAACCACAAGAUAGAGUAUCUGGCAUUGAUACUAACGAUCAACUGACAACACAACUAGUCGUCUAUCGAUUCAAUGGUACUAUGCCACCUCUAUCUAGUCCACCAUAUACAAUAAAAUUCAGACGUAAUCAAUAA
Molecule: messenger RNA, 483 nt
Organism: Rotaria sp. Silwood1
Lineage: Eukaryota; Metazoa; Rotifera; Eurotatoria; Philodinida; Philodinidae
Source: the annotation of a GenBank genome assembly